Messenger RNA from Callorhinus ursinus (northern fur seal), 960 nucleotides. RefSeq names its product myeloid leukemia factor 1 (gene MLF1). The record is from RefSeq and is a predicted model, not a curated record. Lineage: Eukaryota; Metazoa; Chordata; Mammalia; Carnivora; Otariidae.
GGCGGGCACCGCCUUCGGCGCCGGGCGAGGAGCGUUGACUGCGUGGGGAAGGCUGGCUCCGGUCGCGGCCGCGGCGAGUUACAUCGUUUUCCAAUCUGCCCGCGUCCGCCGCCGCCCGGGACAGAGCCACGAUGUUCGGGAUGCUGAGCAGCAGCUUUGAGGAUGAUCCCUUCUUCUCUGAUUCUUUUCUUGCACACCGAGAAAGUAUGCGACAGAUGAUGAGAAGUUUUUCUGAACCUUUUGGAAGAGACUUGCUCAGCAUCUCUGAUGGUAGAGGAAGAGCUCAUAAUCGUAUCAGACAUGAUGAUGGCGAAAAUUCCUUGACUCGUACAGAUGUCAACCCUUUUCAGGCAAUGGACCGAAUGAUGUUAAAUAUGCGAAACAGUAUGCAGGAAUUACAAAGAAACUUUGGUCACCUUUCAGUGGAUCCAAAUGGACAUUCAUUUAGUUCUUCCUCAGUUAUGACUUAUUCCAAAGUAGGAGAUGAGCCACCAAAGGUUUUCCAGGCCUCAACUCAAACCCGUAGGGCUCCAGGAGGAAUAAAGGAAACUAGGAGAGCAAUGAGAGAUUCUGAUAGUGGACUAGAAAAAAUGGCUGUUGGUCAUCAUCUUCAUGACCGAGCUCAUGUCAUUAAAAAGUCAAAGAACAACAAGACUGGAGAUGAAGAGGUCAAUCAAGAGUUCAUCAAUAUGAAUGAAAGUGACGCUCAUGCUUUUGACAGUGAGUGGCAAAAUGAGAUUUUGAAGUACAAACCAGUGGGACAGUGGCACAAUGUAGAAAACCCUAGGAUGAGAAGUGUUGGUCAUGAGAAUUCAGGCUGCCGAGAACUUAAAAGAAGGGAGAAACCUCAUCAAAAUCCAGCCAUUGAACAUGGAAGAAGAUCAAAUGUUUUUGUGGACAAACUCAACAUCAAAGGAUCACCUGUGAAAAUCAACAAAAAAUAAAUAGCCUUGCAUUUGA